Ictalurus furcatus (blue catfish) is the source of this 3632-nucleotide messenger RNA. RefSeq names its product LHFPL tetraspan subfamily member 4b (gene lhfpl4b). The record is from RefSeq and is a predicted model, not a curated record. Lineage: Eukaryota; Metazoa; Chordata; Actinopteri; Siluriformes; Ictaluridae. Gene Ontology annotation, cellular component: plasma membrane. Bases 3 to 785 code for a protein of 260 amino acids. The transcript has 2 exons. Gene Ontology annotation, biological process: sensory perception of sound.
UCAUGCAGCCCCAUGCGGCGGAGGUGGCACGCCUCUACCAGACAGAGUUCGUCCGGAGUGCGCGGGCUAUGGGUGUCUUGUGGGCCAUUUGCACGCUCUGCUUCGCAGUCAUCGAGGUGGUCAUCCUCGUUCAGCCGUCCUGGGUGGGCACGCGUGAGCUCCGUUAUCCAGCCAGCAGUGUCGGUGGAAAGGCGCCACCUCAGACUGGUACGCUGGGCCUGUUCGAGGUGUGUGUGGAGUCAGACUGGCCAGUGCCGGAGUGCACAGGCUCCCUACAUACGCUGACCCCGAUUCCAGCCUUCCAGUCACCGGCUGUGCUGGUGUGCAUCUCCCUCACCAUGGUCUGGGUCAGCGUGGGCUGUCUGUGUCUGUUUCGCUUCUGCAACGCCGCAACCGUGUACAAGAUCUGUGCCUGGCUACAGCUCACCGCUGGUUUCUGUCUGGCGCUGGCCUGCGUGCUCUUCCCAGACUCGUGGGAGUGUGCUGAGAUGCGUGCACUGUGUGGAGACAGCGUUGAGAGUUUCUCUCCAGGGAACUGUUCCGUGCACUGGGCCUACGUACUGGCCAUGCUGGGAGUGCUGGACGCCGGGAUCCUCGCCACACUUGCCUUCGUCCUGGGCAACCGACAGGAUGCACUGCUCCCAGAUGACGCCAAGGAUGGUGACGGUAAAACAGGACAUUCAUCAAACUUUACUGAAUACGAGUUAAAAAGUAAAAGUAGAGUUAAAUUAGAGCAAAGAUCUCUCCUGUUUUCCUCAGUGACCGGAUUGUUACUGGAAGCGUAGCCUGGGGAUGAAGCGAUACUACAGGUACGGGUGUUAAGAUAAAAUAAGUUGCCAGUUUAUUAGGUACAACUGAAUAAACAUUGGCCAUUCACAUACGGUGUACCCUUAUAGAAGUCACAUGAAGUUUAUAUGUGAAUAAUCACAUGAUUCGUUUAUUUUCACAUUCAAUUUUUUCCCCACGGUCUUCUAUUGUAAUGUUUUACCACAUGAUUUAUUUUUAUAUGGAAUCUUUCCACAUGACUCGUUUAUUUUCGCGUGAUUUUUCAAAUGAUUUAUUACUUUUUUUUUUCAAAGGAUUCAUGAAUCAUUUUUUUUUAAUGUAUGAUUCAUUUAUUUUCAUGUGAUUUUAAUUUUUUCCACAUGAUUAAAUUUAUUUGGACGUCAUUAUCCAUGAAUCGUUUAUUUGGACAUGUGAUUAGCCACGAUUUUUGACUUUCCACACGAUUCAUUUGUUUUCGAAUGCGAUUAUCCGAGAUUCAUCUAUGUUCCACAUGAUUCGUUUUCACGGGAUUUUUUUUCAACAUGAUUCAUUUUCACACCUGAUUUCCCCACACGAUUCAUUUACGUUCACAUAUUAUUAUUAUUAUUAUUAUUUCUUUUCAUGCGUUUUGUUUACACAUUUUUUUCCCCACGUGUUAAUCUUUCAGGUGAUCACAUAUUGUUGUGACUGUAGCUCAUCUGAUGGUGUAAAUAAUCUGUCAGCCCCACCCUGACUCCAUCAAUGAACAAAAAGACCGCACUGAAGACCACCAUUGAUCUGACACUCAGACAGCAUCCUAUAGUGGCCCCUUUCAUAAAAAUUGUAUACUAAGAGACCUAUAUGCUAGGAGUCCCUGAUAAAGCACCGCUGUCCUUGCUUUGAUAUUCUUUAACGUCUUCCUUGAUAUUUUCAUGUUUCUAGCUUUCUCUUUUAUUUCUACCCCCCAUGUACUUUCAUCUUUCUUCAUUAGACUCCUUUAAUCUGGGGCAGGUCUCUCUGUCCUCAUCGGAAAGCUGGAGAAAAACAGACGACAUGAGAAAACCUCACUUCCUCCUCCCCCACAGCAUGACAUCAUGUCCCCGACGCUUACAUAAAAACUGCGCAUAGAAACUAGAGACGGUCGCCUGGCAACCGCAACCGAUGACUUCUCCAGCUGUUAGUGGAGGCAGGGAAAUACAAGGACACUUGUUUUUCAUUCUCUGGCGCCUCCUGAUUAGCAAGCGGAUGUCAUCGUAGAUAUUACUUACUUUUUCUGUUAAUUCUCCACAUUGUCCUGUAUCGAGACCAUCAAAUGUAUUCUCUCCUUGUCUGGUGCCACUGUGUGGUGUGAAUUUUAGGUUUCUUCAUGUUCUCAUUAGUCUGCGUUAUUUAAGAUAAAUAUAGAACAGAUGAAGCAAUACCAACAAUAAGGCCUUAAUUUAAGGGGGAAAAAAACAUAACUCUGGAUAGGAUUUUGAUUAAAGAGCAGGUUACAUUUUUAAAAAAUUAUUUCUAUAUCUGAAAGUUAAAUGAUUAAAUAUAGUUUAUUAUUAUUAUUAUUAUUAUUAUUAUUAUUAUUAUUAUUAUUAUUAUUUUUAGAGGUUUUAAUAGCGUUAAUCACAACAUCUUAAUAACACAUACAAGGUGAUUAAUGAAUAUUCAUCUUUGGCAAUUAAAAGAGGAAUUACAUCAUUCUUAGUGUCUUCAGGCAUUGCAAUGAACAUUUAUUACACGUCGCAUAAGCAACACAGUGCGUGAGCAAAUAUCGAGCUCUAACGUGAACGACGAGUACAGAGAAACAAAGAACUGACUCAAGAUUUUGAUAUCGACAUCCAAUUUUUUUCUUUAUUGUAACGACCAUUUUUUUCUCGUUUUAUUUUACAAUCCCACCGGCUACUCACAGAUGCAUAAGAUUAAUAAGAUUAAGAUUUCAUAACCACACAGAUAAGGAAACAACAACAACAACAAAAAAAACCCACACGUAUAAUUAUGAUUUAAAACACGGUUUCUUGCACAUGUUCUCACAUAGAGUAAUCAGAGAGGGAACUCCAGAGGAGAGGUGAUGUGUAAAACAGCCAGCGUCAUCAUUUUGUAAAAUUUUUUUUUGGCACAUUAAUGUACUAAAGCCACUGGAGAAGCAAAAGGAAGCAGAACAACAGCGACUGACUCUUCCACAGCGAGAGUAGGUUUCAGUAAUACACACAGGACGAACGCUGUCCGAACACGAGAUCAGAAAGAGAGCAGAGACCCAAAGAGUUUAACUCAGUGCUGGAAAUUUUGCUGUGUUGCACUGCCAAAGUCUGAGGUCUUAAAAUAGCUCUGCUAUUUCAGGGCUCAUUGACUGAUACAUUGAGUUGACUGAAAUUUGAUAUGUUUAAAUAAUAAUCUAAUGGACAACAUUCACAGCAACCCUAGCCUAGCUUAAGUUCAGUCUGUCUGUAUAAAGCUACAGAAAAAGCCAGGGCCAAGACGUUUUCCUGUGUGAACUCUGGUGUUUUGUGGUCAUUAUUAAAUCUCCUACUACUACAUUAAAAUAUCUCAUAGUUUGAUCAAUAAAGAGUUUUCAGUGAAAACAGUGUCUGUCCUAGUGUUUGCUUUAUAAACAGUUCCGCUUAAAAGAUCAACUAUCUCAAUGAUAAUUGGAUAACACCAGUUAGCACUUUGGUAAUUGGUGGCUCUUGUUUGGAUUUUUGGUCCAAUGAAAUGUUUAAAAGAGUCCUUCACUCAGUCUUCCAUUCAAUCUAGCUCCUUAUAUCUAAGGCUGAUAAUCCACUGGGUGAUGGUAUCUUUGGUACAGAUGGGGCAAAUUGGAUAAAGUUCACAUCACAGGUUUAAAUAAAUGACAAUCCUAAUUAAUUACACUGAUGGAUAAAAUCUCCCCCCCCCCC